Radiomyces spectabilis is the source of this 889-nucleotide messenger RNA. RefSeq names its product ricin B lectin domain-containing protein. The transcript has 4 exons. The record is from RefSeq and is a predicted model, not a curated record. Bases 1 to 522 code for a protein of 173 amino acids. NCBI's taxonomy places the organism in Eukaryota, Fungi, Mucoromycota, Mucoromycetes, Mucorales, Radiomycetaceae.
AUGGUCCUCGACGUGUCUUGGGACUCGGUCAAAUCGAAUGCCAAAGUCAUCGUCUGGCCGAAGAAAGACACAGACAAUGAUAACCAGUUGUGGACGUACGAUAACGGAUACAUCAUUAACAAGAAUUCGGGACUCGGUAAAGUGAUGCUUUUAGGUUUAUGGAAGUACGUCUUGCUAACCUAUUGUUUCCGCGCUUUAUUGUUGUCCAGUGUUGGAUAUACAGGGGGCGACAAACAAGUAAUUCAGUACAAACGAAAAAUGAUUGAGGAUGCACAAAAUCAACGGUGGUACUACCGAGAGGACGGUUUCAUUUAUCCCCAAGUGGAUCCCAAUUUGGUGUUAGAUAUACGGGGCAAUUGGACGAAACCAGGUACUGUGGUGCUCCUCUAUGAGCGCAAAUACCAAGACAACGAAAAUCAGCUGUGGGAUCUGAUACCCGAGGUGACGGAGGAAACCGGAAGUCUUCAUUCAUCCAUUGAUCCGGACGAGUAUUCAUUUAGUACAGCAAGUUAUGCUCUGUGAUGUAUUUGUUUUCAAGAAUAUGUAUGCCGGAUCAUGCGCAUAUGGACACUGUACGUAGAGAAAAAAAAUACAUAGAUCAAAACCCCUACAUUUUCUAUUCUGACUGGCCGGAUAUGGCUACAGGACUACAGAAUUUUUUUGACAUCAAUUGUGUGCACAAAUGUCUGUGUCAUGAAUGAAUUUAAAUCAAAUCUAUGGUAUAUUUUACUGCAUGAGAAUCAAUGGAUGAUAUCGCCUGCAUAGCAGGAUUAAAAAGAAACGGACGGAGAAAUGGACACAGUAUGACAAUGUGGGGCUAAUAAUAUGUGUAGGGACUGAUGGGCAAAUCCAAUGUACGGGCUAACAGAGGUGGUAUGGCAAUGAAGAU